This is a messenger RNA of Etheostoma spectabile (orangethroat darter), 3821 nucleotides long. RefSeq names its product LIM homeobox 5 (gene lhx5). Gene Ontology annotation, molecular function: zinc ion binding; DNA-binding transcription factor activity, RNA polymerase II-specific; RNA polymerase II transcription regulatory region sequence-specific DNA binding. NCBI's taxonomy places the organism in Eukaryota, Metazoa, Chordata, Actinopteri, Perciformes, Percidae. Gene Ontology annotation, biological process: regulation of transcription by RNA polymerase II; neuron differentiation. Gene Ontology annotation, cellular component: nucleus. The record is from RefSeq and is a predicted model, not a curated record. Bases 694 to 1884 code for a protein of 396 amino acids. The transcript is spliced from 5 exons.
CUCAUAAAGCCAGUGUUGUCUCAAUGAAGCACCAUGAAACCUUCAAGCUGGCCUCUGUCUGAAACACCCAGCAUCCUCUCGGCCCUGGGAUUUCUGUCUAUACGGUGUGUGUGAUUCAGGUUCGCUCGAAGGCUACAGCUAUAAACGUGUAACCAUGACAACUGUGCUCUGAUUGGCUCUGCCGGCACGGGAAUUAACGAGAGCGUCAUCCAAUGUGAGCGCAGGGUGCGCGUGGCGCUGGCAAAACCUCGUGAUAACGCAGGCACAGUGAUGCGAAAGUGGCGGCGUGAGACGAGCCCGGAGGAAAUGACUGGACCCAAAACAAAGCAUGAGCGAGGGAUAAAAUAUUAGAAAUUAACACGUGUGUAUAAUGAUGUUUUAACAGUUGCGCGCGCGAGAGGAAAACAUGCCCGGUUUGUCCAUUACGCAGUCCAUCAGCUGGCGCGGCUGAAUUCUCUUCUCUCCUCUGGAUUGUGGAUUGUGACAAGUGGCAGGACAGCGAGCAGACAGGAGCAGGACUACAACACUUCCCGGGGAUUGUCACUCCGCCGCCUGUGAACGGGAGGUUCCUCCACUUUUCGCCUGACAGAACACCCUCCCGGAGCCAAGACGUUGUUCCGCGUAGACCCGGGUUGCCCCAGUCCGAGCAGCGCAGUCCGUAGGUCGGCACUCGGCGCCCUGCAGGCCGGAGACAUGAUGGUCCACUGUGCCGGGUGCGAGCGGCCCAUCCUGGACCGGUUCCUCCUCAACGUGCUGGACAGAGCCUGGCACGCCAAGUGCGUCCAGUGCUGCGAGUGCAACUGCAACCUGACCGAGAAGUGCUUCUCCAGGGACGGGAAGCUCUAUUGCAAAAUGGACUUUUUCAGGCGCUUUGGCACUAAAUGCGCGGGCUGUCUGCAGGGAAUCUCGCCAAACGACCUGGUGCGCAAAGCCCGCAGCAAGGUGUUCCACCUCAACUGCUUCACCUGCAUGGUGUGCAACAAGCAGCUGUCCACGGGAGAGGAGCUCUACGUCAUCGACGAGAACAAGUUCGUGUGCAAGGAAGAUUACUCGAGCUCCGGGGUCAUUAAUGAAGUCAACUUGAACUCAGUGUCGUCGUGUACAGAUAGGAGUUUAUCGCCGGAUCUGCAGGACCCGAUACAGGACGACAUAAAGGAGACGGACAAUUCCACGUCCUCAGAUAAGGAAACGAACAAUAUUGAGAACGAGGAGCAGAACUCUGGGACCAAGCGGCGGGGGCCCCGGACCACCAUCAAGGCCAAGCAGCUGGAGACGUUAAAGGCCGCGUUCGUCGCCACGCCGAAACCGACCCGGCACAUCCGGGAACAGCUGGCCCAGGAAACGGGACUAAACAUGCGAGUCAUCCAGGUGUGGUUCCAGAACAGAAGAUCCAAAGAGCGACGAAUGAAGCAGCUGAGUGCUCUGGGGGCCCGGCGGCACGCCUUCUUCAGGGGCCCGAGGAGGAUGAGGCCCCUGGGAGGCAGGCUGGAGGAUCCUGACAUUUUAGGACCUGGGGCCUACGGCUACUACGGAGAAUACCAAGGUGACUAUUAUGGACCAGCGAGUAACUACGACUUCUUCCCCCACGGCCCUCCAUCCUCGCAGGCUCAGUCUCCAGCCGAGUCCCUCUACGUCCUGGGCUCUGGACCCGGAGCCAUGGAGGGAUCGGGGCACCACCCGUCAGACGACCAAAGGUUCACGGACAUGAUCUCCCACGCGGAAACCCCCAGUCCGGAGCCGGGCUUACCGAGCUCCCUGCAGCCUGUCCCGGGGGAGGCUUACGGGGGCGGACCCAGUCCUCCUUUCUCCUUGGCUAGUAACUCCAGCUACAGCGCUCCGAUGUCCCACCAAGGCCAGGAGAUGGGGGAAACCACAGCCUGGUAAAGGACAAACCACAGGGACCAUUCCUAGGCUGAAUGUCAGCCUAGUUCAUUCAGGAGAUGAAUAAAAUAAAACACACAUUGUGGAGUGAAAAAUACAGCUGACAUUUUUAUGGAGGACUUUUUAAAAUCACGGACUGAUUUUCACAAUAAUUGACGAACUGAAGGAACUGGAAUCAAGAAUGGGACAGGCUGCUGGAAAAAGUAAUAUUUGCUGCCCCGUAGACUCUCCAAAGCAUAUCCCUUCCUGGAUUACUGGACUUGAAUUAUUUAAAAAAAAACUAAAAAAAACGACAAGAAUUUGCGAUUCCACCCAGCAAAAAUGCUUCUCACCUUUCCCUUGAUAUUAACGAAGGUAUCUUCUAAAGCUCUACGAGCACAUUAGAGAGAAAUGCCAAUGGUUCUCUUCCUUUCUCACCACAUUGGUUUGUUUUUGUUAUAUUGUUGCUUUAAAACAUUCAGUUUUUUUUUCUUUCUGUUCAUUGUUAAGUUGCCGCUCUAUCCUCAAACUUAAAAAGACAAAGGAACAGGUUUUAAUACACGCUUCAAUGUUCAUUUACAAACACGUAUGUGGCAAUUGAGACACAAUUAGUCAAAACCGUCGCUUUAAACAUUCUUCUCAGUAAGACCUGUCAAAUCAAAGGCUGCUUCUUCAUAGAAAAUGCACACACACACACACACACACACACACACACACACAGACACACACACACACACACACACACACGCACACACGCGCACAACUCUGACAUUGACAACUCACACAUCUCAGCUUUGAGUCCAUUAAUGUAAAAAAAGUAUUCUUGACCAUAGCUCAAAAGAAGGAUGUCUAUACUAUUAUUCAAAACACGGACACAAUUAUGCAGACACUUGUACUCACUCAAGCACAUGCAUAUACUCACACACACACACACACACACACACACACACACACACACACAACCACCAACACACCCCACAACACACAACACAAACAACACACACACACCACACAAACACACAAACACAGGGCCGAUAGUUCUGCUAAGCAGACUGCUUCACCUGACCUUCCUUUUGUUACUGUCCUUUAAAAAAAACAUGUUUUAAUGGAAAUGAUUUUCAAAAGAACAUUGAACCCAUAAUGGAGAAUCUACCUUCAACAGCUGAGGUCUCCUUUCUCUAAAGAGAGAAAACAAAAGAGGGGGCAGACAACAUCUGUGACAUUGCCUCUGUCGGCUCUGAAGCACUCAUUGCCAUCUAGUGGCCUUAAGACACACUGAAUUAAAAAUCAGCUGUGUGUUUGGGAACGUCUCUGUGCCGAAGAGGACACAUUCAUGUUGUUUUUCCUCUAAAUACUGACAAUAAAUACUUCUGCAGCUUCAAGUUUCAUCAGGGCCUCAAUUGGAAAAGGCAGCCUUUGUGGAACUACAUUAAAAGAAACACAAAUAUGUUUACCUCUACUUAUUAUAACGCUUCUGAAAGGUUAGCUGAUAUUAUUCAAAACAACCCCCCCCCCCAUAACUCUUUUAAAUCCAUCUCGUCUUUCAGCUCUUGUUUUCGUCACACACAACAACGUCUUAAGCUAAACUCAUCCAACACUUGUAAUGCUGUUUGUCCACAACAUUUAUUAUCUCUACUUGAAAUAUUGUUUUGAGAUUAUUAUUUUGUUUCUUUUUGGACAUUGUAUAAGAUCUAGAGAGAGUGUGUCUUAUUUCUGAUGUAUUGAGAUAUUCUUGGAUACAAAAGCGUGUGUGUGUGUGUGUGUGUGUGUGUGUGUGUGUGUGUGUGUGUGUGCGUGGUUGUGUGUGCGCGUGCGCGUGUGUGUUGCUUGAGCGCUUGGGGAUGUGUGUAUGCGUGCUCAUGUGCGUGCGUGUGUGUGCAUUUAAAUGGGGGGAAAUGGGCAAGGCUGUAUUAUUUCUAUGUAAAUAGCACUGGUAAUAAAACCUUCUCUUACAACUUGAA